Molecule: messenger RNA, 2778 nt
Organism: Sesamum indicum (sesame)
Lineage: Eukaryota; Viridiplantae; Streptophyta; Magnoliopsida; Lamiales; Pedaliaceae
Product: protein LONGIFOLIA 1
Biological process (GO): regulation of monopolar cell growth
Source: RefSeq, a predicted model, not a curated record
CUUUAAAAUAGGGAGAGAAAGCGGGAGUUAGCCGAGAAAUCACAAAAGCAGCAAAAGGAGAGAGAGAGAGAGAGAGAGAGAGAGAGCCUUCAGAGCUCAGAGAGUGAGUGAAAGAGGAACUGAACAAAAAUGUGACGUUAACUUCAGUGAAUAGUGUGUGUGUAUUUGUGUGUGUGAGAGAGAGAGAGAACGAGCUACUGGAAAGUGACGCGAGCAACCGGGAAUGACGACAGGGUUAGUGAAAGAGCAGAAUCUGGAGAAACAGAUUGAGAAACAAAUGGGUUGUAUGGCUGGUUUUCUGCAAAUCUUUGAUCGCCAUCAGAUUUUGACCGGAAAACGCCUCUAUUCAGCCAAGCGCCUCCCGCCUUCACCAGUUGCUGAUACAGCUUCGGAAUCGGGAAAAUCAGCUCCAGCGUCACCGGAGAUUUCGAGGGAUUCGGGAAAGCCAUUACCGCCGCACAGAGUGGCGUCGCCGAGCCCACAAAGGUCAAAGCAGACUCCGGAGGCAGAGGUGCGGUCACCGGUGGUGGCGGAGGUGCCGCCUAAGUCGCCUCUUCCUCUCCCGAUAUUCGAAUUGAAAGAAGGCACCAGGUCCUCGUGGAAGUUCUGCAAGGAAGCCCCAAGACUGUCACUGGACAGCAGAGCUACUACUGAUGCAAAGGGAAGUCUCCACCCGAAAGAGAUCCGAACAACUACCUCCAUUCUAUCUGUGGCGAAUCGUAGCGAGAGUAUUGCUAGUGAUACGACUGAUGGAGGUCAACACCACCGGUCUCCCAGUGUCAUUGCCAGGCUUAUGGGCCUAGAGCCAUUGCCAGAUUCAUCUUGUUCUGAGCCCGAAAAGAAGCCGGAGCUCCGGAGAUCCGCAUCUGAAUCGAGGGUCUCCAAAGAGCUCUUUCAAUCUCGAUUUACCGCAGACGGCAGCAAUUUCUACCCAAAGCAGCAAACUCAAUCGCAUUAUGCCCUUCCAAACAAUGCGAAGAAAGAUAAUGCACCAGUGAACGCACAUUAUGCAGAUCCAAGGAACCAUUCAGUCAAAAAUGCUAUUAAAGCUGAACCACCUGAAGGAUUGAACAGAGGCUGCCAUUCUACAUCGCCAUGGAGAGCUCCGCAGCACCGCAGAAGCUUCUUCGAUUCUGGGGACAUCUUCCCAGAGCCAAAACAGACCGUAUCAAUCUAUGGAGAGAUUGAGAAGAGAUUGAAAAUGAGAGGAAUAGACGAGCCAUCAAAAGAUUUAGAGACCUUGAAACAAAUCCUCGAAGCUCUGCAACUCAAAGGACUCCUGCACUCUAAACAACCGUCGCAGCAGAAUCAAAUCCGCCACCGGAACAUUGUUUAUGACGAGUCACCAAUCGUCCUAAUGAAACCUUCGAGGUCAUCACCUUCACUUAGCCGCAGGAUGGGAACUGAUUAUUCGCCAUCCAAUAGCAGAAAUCAAUUCCGUGGCGUUCGCCGGAAUUACAGCAUCGCUGGUGAAACCUCCCCGUCGGUGAGUCCCCGGAGGGAACGAAACGCACGGAGCCCUGCCCGAACCGGUCGAAGUCCAAGCACGACUACCCGGAGCAGCGAAGGCAAUGCGAGCACGAGGCGGUCAAACUCACUGGUCAAACCUAAGCCAUUGAGUAUUGAAACUCAGAGCAGAGCCAACGAGUUGGCGGAGAAUCGCAGAGCCUCUCCAGUUCAUUCACCGAAACUCAACACGAGACGAACCGGGCCGGAUCCAACGGCCAGCAAUCGAUCACCUAGGAGCAAGAAAGGGACGCCCGAGAUUCAUAAGAUCACGACAGUUGUCGUCGCAGAGGAUGAAUCUUCAUCCAUUUCCGGAAGCAGUAUCACUACAUCCACGGAUACAGAGAGGUCGAAAGCUGAGGAAUACAAGGAGGGAAGGAGUUUACUGGAGAGGUGCGAUAAGCUGCUUCACAGCAUAGCCGAGAUGGCUGCAACCGACAUGCAACCCAGCCCCGUGUCUGUUCUUGACUCCUCCUUCUACAAGGACGACUCGUUGACUCCUUCUCCCGUUACUACCAAACGUACUAUUGAUUUCAAAGAUCAAUCUGGUGAACUGGAAGAAGAACCAUGGAGCCCCGUGAUUUCGCCUAUCCGGUCGAAAUGCAUGGAAACAUCGGAUGACUACGAUUAUGUAUACAUCUCGGACGUCCUGAGAGCAUCCCAUUAUCUCUCUGAGGAUUCUGAUGUGUUUCUAUUACUAGAGAAGCAGCAAUAUCUCAAGGGGAAUGAUACUUCCAAAGUCUCUAGGCUCCAAAGGAAGCUGAUUUUCGACACGAUCAAUGAAAUUCUCGACAGGAACAGGUGGUUGCCUCCUUGGAAGGUUGUUGACAUCACAAAGCCAUCCCUUGAUAAGGUCUGGUUGGAGUUUCAGAGGAUUCGAGAACGUGACAGUGCUGAGGAUUUGUUUGAGACCGUUUGUGGUGUCCUGAGAAAAGACCUAGCGGGAGAUGCGAUUACAGGCUGGGGAGAUUGUCCGGUGGAGAUGUCGGAGGUGGUUUUGGACAUCGAACGACUCAUAUUCAAGGAUUUGAUCUGUGAGGCCAUCGGGGAUCUUGCUGCAUUGGCGUUUAGUGGCACAUUAUCAUCCGUGAUGCCUAGGAGGAAGUUGAUUUUCUGAAAUUCUGCUGUGAAAUAAAGAAGAAAGAAGAGGGGGUUUUGUGUUCAACUUUUGGAGUAGUAUAAUUUCUUGGAGAACUAGUAAUAUUGAUGUGUAAUGAUGUGUUUUCUUUGUUUCUCUUUCUUAGUUGUUAAUUAAUGCUGAUUAAUGCGAAA